Diaporthe amygdali is the source of this 2520-nucleotide messenger RNA. RefSeq lists its product as uncharacterized. The record is from RefSeq and is a predicted model, not a curated record. The coding region runs from base 1 to 2520 and encodes 839 amino acids. NCBI's taxonomy places the organism in Eukaryota, Fungi, Ascomycota, Sordariomycetes, Diaporthales, Diaporthaceae. Gene Ontology annotation, molecular function: ATP binding; ATP-dependent chromatin remodeler activity. The transcript is spliced from 11 exons.
AUGGCAGACAUAGCGGAACGAAAAGACAUCACAGGAGAUGUGAAUGACCCGGACGGUUGCCAUGAAGAUGUCGAAGUUGGUCCCACCGAACCUUUUACCGGCCUGCCGUAUGAUGUAUGCUUUGGGAAGCUUUUGAUGGAGGCCAGUUGCCAGCACAAGCCAUGGGAUCCUGUCCCGGAAAAAAACGCCCCAGUGAAAAUCACCUUCCUCGGUAAUUGGCUGAUACUCCAUUACGAAGAGAGUGGGAGUCACGCAGGGCUCGUGAUAUCACACGCUCUGGCGCAACUCGCCAGCGAGCAUUCGGUGACUUUGGUCGCGUCAAUAGGGCCCGUAGCGGGACGAGGCUCUUCCCCAUUGAUGUCGGACGUUCGGCUUCGGCCACUUCGAGUCAUUGUGUACGGUAGACUUACGGAGAGGAAUGCUGUCGCAGAAGUUCUUGAUGAGGGUGGCCUCUUUCUCCAACGUCCGGAGGAGUCCGAGUACGAUAGACGGGUGAAGUAUUUCAACCCCAUGUAUCUCCUUCCACCCGGCGAGGACAUGCCACGGACGGGGAUAACUUCAACGUCCUCUGGAAGGGGCCAGGCUACUGCUUCUGUCGACGAGGAAAUGCUCGAGGAAGUGGACAGGUGUCGGGUCCUGAGAAUAUUCGAUGAGGCAAGCGGACUGGAUGCUGGUGUGGCAUCAGAGGUGAAGCAGAGCCCGCGAAUCAUCUCUAAGCUGAAAAGCCACCAACUUGAGGCACUUGCCAUGAUGCUUGAAAAGGAGCAGCAGCCAAGAGAUUGCAGAGCGAAAUUUCCUUUGCUAUGGGAGCGCUCCGUUGAAGAUGAAGGCACAGUCGGCUCGACUCCCUCGGUCUCAGAUGUCCAGAGCCACACUGAUUGUGUGCCCGAUGUCAAACAUAUUCAACCAGGAGACAUAAACACACUUGUCUAUCACGGUGCCAAGAGACACUUUGCCGCAGAGCAACUACACAGCUUCGACGUAGUGCUCACCACAUAUGACACUCUCCGUUCAGACUGGACUGCAAAUGGAUCUCUUUACGCUCGCCCUUGGGCAAGAGUCAUUCUAGACGAAGCCCACAAGAUUCGCAACAGUAGCUCCAAAAUCUUCGCAGCCGCCUGCGAGAUCCGCGCCCAGAACAGGUGGUGUCUGACCGGCACGCCGAUCCAAAAUUCGCUGGGUGACUACGGCUCGCUGCUGGCCUUCAUCGGCGUCCCGCCCUUCACCACGCACGACCAGUUCCGCUUCUGGAUCUCCACGCCCGUCCUGUCCAGCCGCACCCACAACCUGCACACGCUGCGCAAGCUUGUACGCGCCACCUGCCUGCGCCGGACCAAGGCAUACCCCGCGCUCGCGUCGGCGCUGCAGCUGCCGCGCAAGAGGGAGCGCGUCGAGGCCGUGGUGCUAGCCGAGGACGAGCGUGAGCUGUACAACUUUUUCAAGCGCAGGUCCUAUCUGCUCGCUGGCGAGGCUCCUGCGGUGGAGGCGAAGCCCGGUGAAUCGCCGUCGCCCGCCGUCAAGCCCCGAAGGCGCAGAAAGAAACUCACCGGCGGGAACGCGCCUCGCAAGACCACCGCCAACAUCAUGGUCCUCCUCUUCGUCCUUCGCAUUAUCUGUGACCAUGGCGAGGCGCUCCUCCCGCGCGCGGCCCUUGACUCCUGGCGCAAUCACGACGCCGCAGGUAUUGGAUGGUCGCUGCUGGAGACGGCGGCCGACGCGGGGCCAAGUUGCUGCGUUUGCGGCACCGCCGUCGGCGGCGAGGAAAUGGAGAAACGGGAGCGCGACGUGGUUGACUUGGCGUGCCGGCGGCAUGUCGUGUGCGAGGCGUGUGUGGGCCUGGAAGAGGACGAUGCGCGGCCGGCUUGCCUGGCUUGUGGCCUGGCUGGUGUGGAUGGCGUCCCGUCGUCGUCGCCUUCGCGCGCCCUCGACGCCGAGUACCGCCCUUCGUCCAAGGUUGCAGCCAUGCUGCGCAAUGUUAUAGCCACGCUUCGUGGCGGGCAUUCCGUCGACAGUGAGGAUCGACCGGUCAAGAGUGUCAUCUUCUCUCACUGGACCAGCAUGCUCGACCUGAUAUCGACCGCACUGAGUCCACAUCUGUCCUCCCGCGGCCUAUCUCUCGUUCGUAUCGACGGCCGUUCCUCGCUACAGCAACGACGUGAGGUGAUGGAUAAGUUCAACUCGGACCACAGCUGUGUGGUGAUGCUGGCGACCAUUGGCGCCGUGGGGGAAGGUAUUGACCUCAGCAUAGCGUCUGAAGUGCACCUGAUGGAGCCGCACUGGAAUCCCAUGGCUGAAGCUCAGGCUGUUGAUCGGGUGCAUCGGAUCGGCCAGACCAAGGAGGUGGCGAUCACAAGAUACUGCGUAAAUGAUAGUAUUGAGGAGUACAUUCAAUGGGUUCAGGAAAGCAAGAUAAAACUGAUCAGUGAAACUCUCUCCGCGCCAGAAGAGGCUAGAGAGAAGACAACGGAAGAAGCCCUUGCCGUGAAGCGAUGGAACAAACUCCUCGAGUUUCUCAAGUAG